This is a messenger RNA of Henningerozyma blattae CBS 6284, 1203 nucleotides long. It is a transcript of the gene ARG82, whose product is annotated as inositol polyphosphate multikinase. Gene Ontology annotation, cellular component: nucleus; cytoplasm. The coding region runs from base 1 to 1203 and encodes 400 amino acids. NCBI's taxonomy places the organism in Eukaryota, Fungi, Ascomycota, Saccharomycetes, Saccharomycetales, Saccharomycetaceae. The record is from RefSeq and is a predicted model, not a curated record. Gene Ontology annotation, molecular function: inositol-1,4,5,6-tetrakisphosphate 3-kinase activity; inositol hexakisphosphate kinase activity. The transcript has a single exon. Gene Ontology annotation, biological process: inositol phosphate biosynthetic process; phosphatidylinositol phosphate biosynthetic process.
AUGGAAAACAGUGUUCCUGGGAAACAUUUAAGACAUCAGGCUGCUGGUCAUGAUGGGACAUUGACUGAUGAUGAGGAGUUGUUAGUGUUUAAGCCUUGUGCGGCUCAAGAAUUAGCCUUUUAUAAGCAAGUUCAAGAAUCCUAUGUAGUACAGACACCGGCAAAUUUAGAGAAAGUAAAUUCCAUCUUAGAGGGAGGAGAUGUACCGUUCCAUUAUUGGAUUCCGAGUUUUUUAGGAGUAUUGGAACAGGGGACGCAUACCGUACCAGAUGAUAAUUCAUAUGUAUAUUCUCAAGAAUCUUUACCAAUUACUGAGAGUAGUACACCAGAUAGUAUAUCGUUUGAGACACGUACGAAUAGUAGUACACCAAUGAAUAUUCCUAUUGAUAUACAAUCAGUGUCUAGGUCUGGUACGUUAACUGGUUCGAACAAUGAUACGAAAAGUUAUAUUGUAUUAGAAAAUCUGUUGAAAGGAUAUUCUAAACCCAAUAUCAUGGAUAUUAAAUUAGGUAAAAUAUUAUAUGAUUCUACUACUGCUUCCACGGAGAAAAUGGAACGAUUGGCAGAUGUUUCUGCAAAUACUACGUCUGGUAGUUUAUCAUUUCGAAUUUGUGGGAUGAUAUUGGAUAAAAAUAACAAUUUAUUACAAGAAUUUAUCUCUAACGAAGGGAAUUCUGAAUAUUUUACAAUCGAAGAAGAUUAUGUGCUUUUGAAUAAAUUAUUUGGUAGAUCAAGAGAUGAAUCCAAUAUUUUACAUGCAAUAAAUUUAUUUUUCAAUAAUACUUCAUUAUCUACAGAGAGACAACAAUAUCUAAAAGAGACUUUUUUGAAAAGAUUGAGUUUAUUAUAUAAUACAUUAUUAGAUACCCCAGUAAGAAUGAUCUCAUCGAGUCUUUUGUAUAUUUAUGACAGUGAUUCAAAACGAUGGGAUCUCUUGAAUGAUGAGGAUUCGAUUGUUAGAAACAAUUUCCUUGGUUCAAGAAUAGAUUCUGAUAACAGUGAUGAUGAUGAUAAUGAUGAUGAUGGUGAUAAUGGUGAUGAUGAUGAUGAUGAAAAUGGUAAUAAUAAUAACAGUAACCAAUGUUUAAGUUCUUUAUCGUUGAUAGAUUUUGCUCAUUCUAAAUUUGUAGCAAAAGAAUUGGGGUGUGAUGAAAAUGUAAUUGUUGGAGUGGAGAAUUUGAUAGAGUUAUUUAAUAAUUUAUAA